This is a messenger RNA of Corticium candelabrum, 1459 nucleotides long. Its product is annotated as TNF receptor-associated factor 5-like. Gene Ontology annotation, molecular function: zinc ion binding. The transcript has a single exon. NCBI's taxonomy places the organism in Eukaryota, Metazoa, Porifera, Homoscleromorpha, Homosclerophorida, Plakinidae. The record is from RefSeq and is a predicted model, not a curated record. The coding region runs from base 5 to 1459 and encodes 484 amino acids.
CGCCAUGGCAGCAGGAGGAUUUGACGCUCACUUUGUUGAACCUCUCCCUGACCGAUUGACAUGCUCCAUUUGUCAAUUGGCAACACGAGAACCUAGGGUUACGGUUUGUGGUCACCAGUUCUGUUUGGAAUGCUUGAGGCCUCUCAGUAGGAAUGGGAAAACGACAUGCCCUCUGUGCAGGAAGAAGCUGAAGGAAACGGAGAUCUAUCCAAGCAACAAGGACAAACGCGAAAUUCUGAGUUUGAAAAUUCGUUGUAAUAAGCACGAGGAAGGCUGCAACUGGAUUGGUGAACUGAGAAAGCAGAAUGAACACAACCAAAAGUGCGGCCAUGUAGCUGAACUGUGUGGCAAUAAUUGUGGAGAACUGGUAAUGAGGAAGGACAAAAAGAACCAUGAAUCUCAUGAAUGUAGCCGACGGAUCGUAGGUUGUCGUUACUGUGAUCGAUUGCUGGAACAUGUACAGUUAUUUGAUCACUAUAAGGAGUGUCCCAAGUAUCCUGUUAGUUGUCCUCAUCGGUGUGGAGUGCAGGUUGCUAGGAGGGACAUGGAAACGCACACUAGCAGAGAGGGUCAGUGUCCUAACAGUCCUUUGCAGUGCGAUUUUACAUCAAUGGGAUGCCGAUUCAUUGGAAAUAGAAAGGAGUUACAGUAUCAUUUGAACAAGGAGAUGGGUCAUCAUCUCAGUUUGACUGUGAGAUCGCUGCACAAUGUAACAGAGAGAUUGGCAGUUGCCGAGAAAAAGCAAGAAGAAGCAGAAGGAAAGCUAGCAGCUGUUGAGACAAAGCAGAAGGUGGAACUUGAAACGUUAAAGCAGACGUUGAAUUUUGAGCUGCAAUCAUCAACAUUUGAAAUGUUAAUCACAAAAGGCUGGUCAGAAUCUUUACAAUCAGCAGAGUUUGUGAGAGCAGUACUAUGUAAGCAAAAUCAAAUUUCACAUGAACAGGACGGCACCUUUGCCUUCUUUUGGAAGAUAAGUAAUUUCUGCUUACCAGCUUUCUAUUCAUCUAAAAAAUUUUAUCAUGAAAUUUCAAAAGUGGGUUUGAAGCUAAGACUUUCAUCUAAAUGCAUUGAUAGUACGCCGAUCUCUCAAGCCUCUAUACGCGCAACUGUGUUUUUCUAUAGAACAAGAGAUUUUUUGGAGGGGAGAGUAAAGUGUCAGAUGUCUAUGUGUUUGCUACCUCAGUACUCAAGGGAAUUUGAAGGACGUGAUGGAUUAAAUAUCACUAAAGAUAUUGAUUUUAUUACUUCGGAUUCCUUGCAUCUAAUCCACCAUUCUCUUUCAUUUUUGCUUGAUUCUGUAAACGAGGUGUUUAGUAUUGACUUGGAAUCCCCUAACACUGUACCAUCCCAUUGGACUAAGGAAUUAUUAAUUAGAUUUCAGUUGAAGCGGAUGGAGGUAGCACAAAGUGGUGGAGCACGUCGACGUCCUUCAGAGGGAGAGAGAUGUAUUCUGAUCUAG